AUGCAGAGGACACCGGCGGUCUCACCAAAUGACACCAGGACGAGCGCCUGGCUGGGCCUCCGAUCCGGCCCGGCGGCUGCUUCGCGGCCCUUCACCCGCUCGCUGUGGGUCCUCCGCGGGGACAGCCAAGGCUCCGGCGGGCUCCUGCGCGGCUCGCCCUCCGUCUCCUGCUCCUGCGGAGGCCUCCACACCGAAGGCGAUAAAGCUUUUGCAGAAUUCCUGACCGAUGAAAUCAAAGAAGAGAAGAAAAUCCAGAAACACAAAUCUCUCCCUAAAAUGUCUGGAGGUUGGGAGCUGGAAGUUCACGGGACGGAGGCCAAGCUUACACGGAAAGUGGCAGGAGAAACGAUCACCGUGUCCUUCAACAUCAACAACAGCAUCCCGCCCAGCUUUGACGAGUCCACGGAAGAGCAGAAACCCGAUGAGCAAGAGCCGGAACUCACCUCCACUCCAAACUUUAUCGUGGAAGUAACGAAAGAUGACACGAAGCAGACACUCGUGCUGGACUGCCACUACCCAGAAGAUGAGGUUGGCCACGGCGAGGAGGAACAAGAAUCCGACAUUUUCUCCAUCCGGGAGGUCAGCUUCCAGCCGACUGGAGAAACCGAGUGGGAGGAGAAUCGUUACACCCUCAACACCGAUUCUUUGGAUUGGGCUCUCUACGACCACCUCAUGGAUUUCCUGGCCGACCGAGGGGUGGAUAAUACCUUUGCCGACGAGCUGGUGGAACUCAGCACGGGGUUGGAGCAUCAAGAAUACAUUCGCUUCCUCGAAGACCUGAAGCGUUUUGUCAAAUGCCAGUAAGGUCCUGCCACAGGACCGGCCACGGGCAGUGGUGGUCAUUCCCCCCCACACACGCGCUUUUUCUGAUCGAAAGCUGGACUCUUGUUUUAGGUCUUCCCCCCCACCUUCCAAGGCAACAAGAGAGAGCGUUGAAACUUCACAGUGGGGAUUAAGUACACAUGAUGGGAUAAGAGAGAAUCCGUUUCCUCGAGAACCUGUUGAGGCAGCCGUUUGUGUUGAUGUCGUUUUGGGCCAGAAUCAUGUUCGCUGACACGGUUGUGUCCAUGCGGCCACGUCAGCGUCUCUGGGCCGCUGGAGGGGGGGGAGCUUUUCCUUCGUGCGGCUGGUUGCCCGCUCGCGGUGAGAUCAGCCGUACGAAGUUGGGGGAAAAAGACCUUUCAGAUUGUUCCCGCUUGUGGUGUUUCUCUCCGUCAGAUUUUGGCCUCGUUCUUUUUUUUUAGUCUGUGGAACAUCGUGGCUGCCUCUGGUUUUGGGGAGUGGAAAUAGGUGUGUGUGUUUGGCAGGGUUUGGUUACAAUUUAGGAACGAAGGGAAUUAAGUGAGAAUAAAACUUUUUGACUGCUUGA
Molecule: messenger RNA, 1369 nt
Organism: Pogona vitticeps (central bearded dragon)
Lineage: Eukaryota; Metazoa; Chordata; Lepidosauria; Squamata; Agamidae
Gene: C1QBP
Product: complement C1q binding protein
Biological process (GO): negative regulation of mRNA splicing, via spliceosome; cytosolic ribosome assembly; regulation of complement activation
Cellular component (GO): mitochondrial matrix; plasma membrane; cell surface
Molecular function (GO): complement component C1q complex binding; transcription corepressor activity; kininogen binding
Source: RefSeq, a predicted model, not a curated record